AUGGACACUGUAUCAGGUAUCGCCGUCUUCUGGGAUAGGAUCUUCGCUUUCGCAGGCUCUUCUUAUUUUUUGUCGAUUAUCCUCGAUGAAGGGGACGACUAUGAUGGCAGGUGGACUGAGCACCUCACUCUCAUCGAACGCAGAACCGAAUACCUCUUGCAUCUUUGGGGGCCUUAUCAUGGAAUGUUUGCAGUGGCUCCUGGUGCAUAUACUCCAUAUGAACUUCGUUGGGACAAUGUGAUCCUGGAGGGCUGCAAACUGGAUUUUGUGUUCUUCCGUACCGUGACGGCUCUGUCUUCGUCAUGCUUCAUAUCGCUAUCCGAUUAUUCCGUUCCUGCAUCCUUGUACUAUUCUGUGCUGGGUCCACGGAAUGAAGCGGAGAUGCAUUUCAGUUCGCCGGCAUUCCAAGAGUUGCAAGAAGCCGGCAAGAACAAGAAGAAGCAGACUUCGCCGAAGGAAGGCAGCAAAUCCGAGAAGAAGCAGACCCCGGCGAAGUCUUCCCACGAGGUCGCAGAGCCGCCGAAGAAGAUCGCCAAGCAGGAGGAUGCUGCCGAGAGCGCCGAUGAUUCCUGGAGCUCCUGGUCCUGGAAUGCAAGUGCCGGACAGGACAACCACUGGUGGUACGGCAACAACAGCAGCUGGUGGAGCGGGGGCUGGGAAAAGUCGUGGGAACGGCAGCCUGGGGCUUCAGGGGACAAUGCAGGUGGCCAGGAGCAGCAGGAGGAGCCAUCGGCAGAAGCGGAUUCAAAGCAGGAUGAGGCCAAGCAGGCAAAGAAGAGACAAGCCUACUUGCAGGCACAUGCGAAGUGGGCCCGGUUCAUGAGGAGCCUCGACAGCCCACGGUCGCCGAACCAGAUCGUUUCGGUGGGCGAGAAUGCCAAGUCGGCUGGGGAGGGACUCACCUGUCUGCACUAUCUCUUCGAGUCCUGGUGCAAUGCCGAGGGCGAUUGGCGAAAGUCCUGUGUCUACGUAAACGUGUGCUCGAAGAACACCAAAACUCGGAAGGGAGUCAAAAAGUGGCUUACUUUCCAAGAGUUGGUCAGCAAGCUUGGAGAGACAGUGGCCGAAGCCAUAGUGGAGCACAAGCGGUCCGUGAAAGACUCUGCCGAAGUCAGGGAUCAUCCCGAUUGUCCGGGGGAGGCCCAGCAAUUCUGGGUCCUUGACUCCGAGGCGGAGGAGGAUAUCCAAGAGGCGAAGGGCAAAGCAGCCGCGACGCGGAAGCCGAAGGCCUUGGAGGGCCCGCCGGAUGUCAUGAAAGAUGCCGAGAAGGCUGUUCAAACGGCGAACAAUCGCAUCCAGUAUGUGGGAAAGCUCACUAUGAAGUCGCCGGAGCUGGCCGACAUGUCCGAUGUGCUCCGCAAAGCCUACCUGGACGACUUGCAGAUCAAAAGCAAGGAGGUGUGCAAGAUGCGAAACCGCCUGCAGAGCUUCAUCGACGCUGGCAAGGUGAAGGAGAUCCCCGACCAACAGGCUGUGGUGCUCGGCUUGAUUGACGCCAUCGACCGCUUCCUGCUGAUGGGCGACAAAGCCCUCGCAUUCGUGCUCAGCUGUCCGUUGUGGCGGCCACGCAGUGCGAGGAAUUCGCGCUUUUUGCUUUCCAUCUUGUCGUUGGAUGACAGUUACCUCGGCUGGGCAACCCUGAAACCUGUCAUUGGUCAUAUCGUUGCUGCUUUAAGCAGGGCAGCAGCCACACCAUUGACCCAGGACGGUCGCUGCUUCAUCGUCACCGAGAUCGGUGGGGAUUGGAAGUAUUUUCGUGAGGCUCUAUCCCUGCGGUCCCAUUGGAAUUCUCCUUUGAUUUGCCACCAUUGCCGAAUGGUGCGGCAAAACAUGGCAGACCUGCCUCUGGCUACUGACCUGGACUUCAGGGACACUCGGGCUUUUUUGGCUGAGGUUUCAAAGCACGAUGCUUCGCCUUUGGUGCUGCUGACGGAUUUUCAUCCUUCCAAAAUCACCUGGUGCUUGCUCCACAACCUCUACUUGGGCUUGCUCUGGACUGCCAAUGGGGGCGCAAUGGCAUGCCUUCUGGACAUGGCUUGGUGGGGGCUGCCGGAUGUCGACAUCAGACUUCGGCUUCAAAAGGCCUGGGCCGACUUUUGCGACUGGAAGUCUGCAAACAAGGUUACAUGUUCGCAGCGGCAGUUUACACCUGGCAUGCUCUACAAAGCGAAGCAUGGUGCAUAUAUGAGUUGCAAGGGAUUCAACAGCCGGGUUCUUGCUUCCUGGCUUGCCUCAGAGGCACAGAAGGCCUGGCAGGGUACUGCAAACCCCAGCGAUGAGCUGUGUCUUAUGACACAUGCACUGCCCCUCGGCUCCACCCUCAUUCAAUUUCACUGGGACCUUCACCCUUUCCGUUUUCUUUUUCUGUGGCUAGACAACAAUGUCUCAUGUGUAGUGGUAUUCUCCUUCUCAUUCGAGGACCUCGAUCGCCUCCUAUGUGGACUUGUCCGAGAGAUUCCGGCGGUUUUUGAAACCUGGCUUCAUGGAUUUCUGCACGGGAAGCCCUAA
Molecule: messenger RNA, 2508 nt
Organism: Symbiodinium sp. CCMP2592
Lineage: Eukaryota; Dinophyceae; Suessiales; Symbiodiniaceae
Source: the annotation of a GenBank genome assembly